CCUACUUAGCGCAAUAGUUGACUAACUAGCGUGUAGACAAUAAGGUGGGUUCUAAUGUGUUGUAUAUCAGGUUUCGAAAACGAAAAUUGCAAUAAGACAUCCUUAUUAAUUAAAAAUACACCACAUGCUAAAGUUUAAAUUACGGUCAAUGAAAUCUGAGGUAUUAAGUUCUGUAUCAGUAAACAUCCAUAAACUAUUUACAUACAACGGAUACUAGAAUAAACGAAGAAACUUCUGACUAGAUAUAUACUUAUUAAACGAUUUUCUUAUUGAUGUACUUUAUACCUGUUUGGUUUUUCAUCCUUAAUAAAUUAGAGGAAGUUAAUAAUUUCGGCCUCCUCUUGGAUCCUGAACUAGUCACUGUUUCAUCUUGAGGAGACAUUUGUUAGUAGAUAGGCUGCAAUUAUUUCACUUAUAUUUUGUCUUCAACAGUACAGUUUCUUUACACAUGCAAAUUCAGUGAACUGAGCACAUACCAAAGCCUUUUAUGACAAGCUCUAAAAUCUACAUUUACGAAAUGUCGACUCAGCAUUUAGUGUCUGAGACCCAAUUAUGUAUUACAAAGUCAUGCAACACUUAGACCAAGCUGGUAAACAACAGACUCUCGAAGUCAAAUUAGCUUGUAACCCAUUAACUUUUCGUCAGGUUCUGUUACAGACAUAUUUACUAGCACUUGGCUACGGACUGUCUUUUUUAUACCUUGGUAUUAUUUGAUUCCGUCGACGGAGGUUUCGUAUCUGUGUUCCUUAAAUGUGCCGAAAGGGGGCUUAAACGUUGUGGUGACUGUGUUUAAACAUCAGUCGGACCAGAUCUUGUAGCAAAUUUUCAUCGGAGUUGUAAACUCCAAGUGACGCUCAUCUGAGCGCCUCCAAAUCCUCACUUAUGGUAUAGUACUGAUUGACAGGAACGAUUAAAAAAAUACACUGACUAACAAUCCAUAUUUGAUCCCGGUAAACACGAAAUUUUAGUACCAAUGCAGCACUUGUGUAGAUAUUUGCCAAUUGACAAGUAUCAAGUAUAUCACGCAGCAGUUUUGUUCUGUAUUAUUCUAUGGCUCUACGUUCGUUAUGACUGACUGAUGGUUGUGAGACUUGGUCAUUAGUACGCAAUCUGAGUUGUUAAAAAAUAUUGUAAGGAAUUAUUGAACGCAUCUAGAUUCCCUUUAAUAUUAUCGACCCAACCCCCAACUACUAAUAAGAUGAAACAUACAUAUCUUGUUUGGAGAAGUAGCAUUCUUUAUAUAAGUAUUUCUUUUCCAGUAAUUUGUAAGUACAUCCAGAUGACCAUAAUAUAAGAAGGGGUUUUAUACCAAAUACAAGUCAAAAGUUAAAUAUAUAUCAGGACAUGGAAGAAUAAUGUAAUAAGACAAAUAAUCGCCGAUCUUUUUCAAAUAUCAGUUAAUUUUUAAAGUGGUUCAUUAUCAUACUUAAAUUAUCAAUAUUCUUAUUUUUGACUCAGUAUCAUAAACGUAGCCUAAUAAAAUAGAAGAUAUAUAGACCUCACGUAUUCAGUCGUCGGCGGCUUCAAACCACCCCUUGCGUCUGGUGGGAUAACCGAGUUAGAAAUUCUAAGGUUAGGUGUAAAGUAUUAGGCAGAGUUGGGAAUCAGCUAGUUAGACGGUCAGUCUUAUUCGACUAAAUUGUGUAGGAUAUAUACUUUUUAUGUUUUGUCACCGUUUACCUCGAUGCUGCACCUUGGUUAAGGUAGGAGUAUAUUAAUGAAAGAAUAGGUAUAAAGAAUAGUGAAUAAACUGAAGAGUUGACUAGUAAAUUUCAGUUCGUCAGUGAUUAAAUAAAUAUUUCUCUAAACACAACGCACAUCUAAAUUACAAAUAAAGCUGGAAAAGUAUAUAUUACGAUACUUAAACGGGAUUCACAACAUUUUUAGGGACAUUAAAGACAUUCUGAAGUCCAGGACGUUUGAUAUAACCGAAUAAAGUACGUUAAGCACUAGAAACAUUGUUAAUGUUUUAGGUUUUUUCUUUUAAGAGCAAUAUAGUUUAAGUGAUGAUUAUCACAAACUAGUAAAUCACGAGUAGCAAUAAUUCAAAUGUGUAAAGAAUAAGUAUCUUCUUAAAAACCGAGUUGCUUAUCGUGCCGUCAUACAUCAGUGUAUAUUUAAAUGACGGAAAUUGGGAUUAGCAGUGGUCUAAAUGGCGAUCAGAACCGUUCAGAAAGUACUUAUGAGGAACAAAUACAAUGUGUAGGUGUGUUCGCCCAGCCUAUGGCUUCAAAAAAAUUAACAAAGCGUUUGUAUAAGCUCGCUCGAAAAGCUAAACGGGUAAAGAAAACAGAUGUUGGAAUCAAAGCAAUUUUAAAAGCCAUAGAAAAGAAGAGUGUGUCCGGUAUCGUCGUAUUAGCCGGUGAUAUUAGCCCGUUUGAUCUUAUAUCUCAUGUGCCAUUGGUGUGUGAGGAGCACGACAUACCUUAUUGCUAUGUUCCGUCAAAGUUUGACCUUGGUGCAUGUGUAUCUUCAGUUACUCCCAUACCUAUUGUUUUUAUAACACGGGAUGAACAGUAUGGUGAUUUGUAUGACAAGUGUUACACUGCGGUUGAUGCAUUACCUCUUCCUUUAUGAAAUUCCUGUAAUCAAAAAAGCAGAAUUUUUUCAAUAAAACUACUAUUGCACACAUUCUUCUGAAUAAUCGGUUUUUGCAUUACAACACUUGAUAAUGAUAGUACUAUAGUCGACA
Molecule: messenger RNA, 2692 nt
Organism: Schistosoma rodhaini
Lineage: Eukaryota; Metazoa; Platyhelminthes; Trematoda; Strigeidida; Schistosomatidae
Source: the annotation of a GenBank genome assembly